Entamoeba invadens IP1 is the source of this 615-nucleotide messenger RNA. RefSeq names its product Cyst wall-specific glycoprotein Jacob family protein. Lineage: Eukaryota; Evosea; Mastigamoebida; Endamoebidae. The transcript has a single exon. The record is from RefSeq and is a predicted model, not a curated record. The coding region runs from base 1 to 615 and encodes 204 amino acids.
AUGUUCGCGUUAUUUAUAUUAGUUACAGUCACUCUCUCUGAUGAUGUACACACACUCAAGACAGUUAAUUGCACUGAACCUGGCAUGUUUUGUGUGAACGAUGGGUAUCAUUCAAAUUACUUUUAUCUUUGCACUGAACGAUUCAAUGGAUACUUGAAAUGCCCAAGAAACACCGUUUGUGGGUAUCAAGGUAGAAUCCCAGACACUGAGAACCCAUGUGUCCCUGUUAGUGUAAAGAAAAGUGAAACCAAAACGGAUUCAAUUCCUUGUGUAAGUGAAGGGCUCUUCUGUAUCCAUGAUGGGAACCACGAAAAACAAUUUCUUAUGUGCUCUAGUACAUAUUCAAAUUACUUGAAUUGCCCAACUAAUUAUUCUUGUGGAUAUGACUAUAAAGUUCCUGACACUGAGAACCCAUGUGUUGAAGACCCCAAAAAAGUGGAGAACACUGACAUUUGCAUAGCUGAUGGUUUUAUGUGUGUCAAUGAUGGACUCCACAAUAAUCAAUUUUAUAUGUGCUCAAGUGGGUAUAAAGGUUUCAUGAAUUGCCCAACUGGGGCAAAGUGUUCUGGUGCAAUUUUGAUGCCAUUCACUCAAAGUCCUUGUGUUACCAUCUAA